CGCGGGAGGGCGGACGGGCUGAGGCGGCGCCAUGGCCUCCGAGGUGGGCGCGCGGCGCGAGGCCAAGCAGCUGGUCCGCUCGCCCAGCGGGCUGCGCAUGGUGCCCGAGCACCGCGCCCUCGGCAGCCCGUUCGGCCUGGAGGAGCCGCGCUGGGUGCCCGACAAGGAGUGCCCUAGGUGUAUGCAGUGUGAUGCCAGAUUUGACUUUCUCACCAGGAAGCACCACUGUCGUCGCUGUGGAAAGUGCUUCUGCGACAAGUGUUGCAGCCAGAAGGUGGCGCUACGGCGCAUGUGCUUCGUGGACCCCGUCCGGCAGUGUGGCCCUUGUGCCCUGGUGUCCCACAAGGAGGCUGAGUUCUACGACAAGCAGCUGCGGGUGCUACUGAGUGGAGCCCCCUUCCUUGUGUCCAUCGGAAACGCUGAGAAGCCAGAAGCUAUGGUUUGCCGCCUUUCGAACAACCAGAGGUACUUGCUCCUGGAUGGACACAGCCACCAUGAGAUCGAAGUCAUGCGAAUCACCUCCGUGCAGCUUCUCACUGAGGGCUUUCCUCCUGGAGAGAAAGACACUCACACUCACUCCAGCCUUCUGGGGAGCCAGCCUGUCUCUGAAGGGGGCAGCGCACGGGCCACAGGCAUGUCCCUGCAGUACUCGGUGCCAGGGGCAGUGGGCCUGACUCCGCUGAAGCUAAUAGCCGGGGAGGACGCCAUUGCCAGCAGGAGGCAGUCAACUGCAUGGUUGGUGGCCAUGCACAAGGCUGCCAAGCUCCUGAAUGAGUCUCGGGACCAGUGAGUACAUGGGAUGUGGGCAGCGGAGAUGGGACCCUGCCCAUUCCAGGAUUAACUCUGCCUGUUAGGCCCUAGUUCAAGCCGGAGGAACGAGCGCGUUCAUGGCCCUAGUGCAAUAAGCUCAGUCUAGUUGCUCUAAGCUGCUGCCUGCUUUCAGAUUGGCUAACAGCUGGCUUGGGAUGGAAUCACACUACUGCUGAACUUGAGCACAUACAAAGCUUCCAGGACAAUGAGCAGGUGCUGCUGUCACCCCUUCUCCCACAGAUGUCUGGGUGGGUCACUCAGCCUGGUCUGACAGUGCCUUCGGCCUGUCCUCACUGGUUUUGGAUCGCCUAGGGGAUGGUGCCAGCUGUUUUGUAUGUCUCACUUCCUCUUCACUUUAUUAAACUACAUGUAUACAAUUUGUAUAUAGAGCUUAUAAUUAAACCUAUUUUCAAAAUAAAGCCGGAGCUCUUGCCUCA
Messenger RNA from Suncus etruscus (white-toothed pygmy shrew), 1247 nucleotides. RefSeq names its product zinc finger FYVE-type containing 21 (gene ZFYVE21). Gene Ontology annotation, molecular function: metal ion binding. The transcript has 8 exons. NCBI's taxonomy places the organism in Eukaryota, Metazoa, Chordata, Mammalia, Eulipotyphla, Soricidae. The coding region runs from base 32 to 790 and encodes 252 amino acids. The record is from RefSeq and is a predicted model, not a curated record.